AUGGAGCGGCGGCAAGCCAGCUUCAAGCUAGGCUCCACCUCGGGGUGGCGCUGGAAAUGCUGUCUGGGCAUCUCUCUCGCCCUGGCCUCUCUGCCUCGGGGCGGCCUCGCCUUUGCCAUGGAAGCCCUGGUGCGGGCCAUCCGAGACCGGAAGAGCAGCCCCGAGCAAGUCAGCGCUGCCGCGGCCAAGCUCCGGGAUGAGCACUUGCUGGAGGAACCUGGUGACUACCGCUACGUGCUCAACGCGUUGACGAAGCGAACUGCCUGGCAGGAUGCCCUGGGCAUCUGGGAUGAGAUGCGCUGGAUUGGCAGCGAGUUGGAGGAGCUAGACUUCCUCUAUGCCAUGGGCGCCUUCGCGAGAGGCAAGCACUGGCAGGAGGCCGUGGAGAUUUUCUCUGAGAUGCUGGGCAACCGGCCUCCACAUCUUUCCCUAGGUCGCCACCGCGAGAGCUUGCAGGCCGAUGUACGUGGUUAUACUGCCGCCAUCAAAAGCUGCAAGGGCGCUGGUGCAUGGCAAGUGGCUGUGCAGAUCUUACAAGACAUGGAGGACGUCGCCGUGACACCUGAUGUCAUGACCUACAACACCGUCAUGUCUGCCUGUGAGAAGGGCCGUGACUACGAUGCGGCUGAACGGGUCAUGUCCGAAAUGUGUAGGUGGGCUGUGCCACCAGACAGAGUCACCUACGGUACGCUGAUUUCAGCCUGCGGAUGGGGCCAGCAAUGGCAAAGAGCAAUAGCCUACCUGAGAAUCUUGGCGCAUGAAGGAGGCAAUGCAUGCCUCUUCAAGAAUCAUACGAGUAGCAGUGGGGGCAGCUUGUUUCAGUUUCUGUUGUUGUUGUCGACCGGGCGUCUUCGCUUGGACUCAGGACGUGCGCAGCAAUCGUACUUCGAUCAUGACGUGUAUGCCUGCACGGCAGCUGCCUCGGAACACCUUGUCAAUUAG
This is a messenger RNA of Symbiodinium natans, 942 nucleotides long. The record is from the annotation of a GenBank genome assembly. NCBI's taxonomy places the organism in Eukaryota, Dinophyceae, Suessiales, Symbiodiniaceae.